Pimephales promelas (fathead minnow) is the source of this 3227-nucleotide messenger RNA. Lineage: Eukaryota; Metazoa; Chordata; Actinopteri; Cypriniformes; Leuciscidae. The record is from RefSeq and is a predicted model, not a curated record.
AAUGCAACAGAGCAGCGGAGGAGAGGAGAGAGAGGCAAGGAGGACUAGGCGUUACGGUCGCCCCUUCACAAGCCGCAUGCGAGAUGCUAGGACUGCUGCAGAGAGAUUGCCGUUUCUUUCCUUUUUUUCUUUCUUUCAUCAGCUUUCUGUCACAUUGAACGCUUCAUCUUCUCGUCUAUCCCAGAGGUGCGUGAAGGAAAGGCCAUACGUGGAGUCCAGGUGUCUAGUUCUGAGAUCUCCCGCUGAAAACCUUCCCAGCCCCUUGCAAGAUUGAGUAGCCGACUCGAAGAUUGAAGAAAGGAAAGAAAAGAGUAUUGAAACUGCAUAAAAAGGAGGUAGAACUCCUGCAACCAGAAAAAAGAGGACGUAGCAGAGCAGAAAUAGUCUCUUGCUAACUUCAGAAAGCCUCAUCACAGACUAAUAAAAAUUUGAAACGGCAAAGCGCAGCAACAAAUCAGUAUUCUCCGGCAGACCCUGCAAGAUAUGGCCAAGAGGGUUAACCCUUUAGACGGCUGAACUGAUUCUUUGAACAGCCACAAUCUGCAAGUUGUGAAUGAUGAAUUUGAAUGGGUCAUUUCAGGAUCGUUUUUGACAAAUGGAGAUCCUGAGAUUCAAAUGGCUUUGACACUUUGACAGCCCCACAUUUUUGUAGCUGAUAAUGAAAACAUUCUCAGAGGAUUCCUUCCUAGUCUAAUAGAUGUACAGACUAACCGAGAGACGUAUAACUAACUAGUCUGAGAUCCUCGGCUCGGAUGAUUAGUUUGGAAAGACUUGUUCUGGUCCAGAAAGGUUCAGAAAAUCUUCUCAGGGCUGACCGGCGUUCUCCUCUUUGGCGUAUUUGUUUCAGUAACAACGUUUAGCCGCCAAAUCAAAGAUGGCUGCCGGAGUGGCAACAUGGCUUCCGUUUGCCAGGGCGGCGGCUGUCGGCUGGCUUCCUCUAGCCAAGAAAAAUAUGCCCAAACCGCCCGUGGACAAAAAGAGCCGCAACGACGAGAUCCUCUUCGUAAACGUGAGCGGGCUCCGUUUCCAGACAUGGAAAAACACGCUGGAUCGCUAUCCCGACACUCUGCUGGGCAGCUCGGAAAAGGAGUUUUUCUACAACGAGGACACUCAGGAGUAUUUCUUCGACAGGGACCCGGAGAUGUUUCGCCACAUUUUGAACUUCUACCGUACGGGUAAGCUUCACUACCCCCGGCAGGAGUGCAUUCAGGCCUUCGACGAGGAGCUGGCAUUUUACGGCAUCGUGCCGGACAUUAUCGGAGACUGCUGCAUGGAAGAGUACAGGGAUCGCAAGAAGGAGAACCAGGAACGCCUGGCCGAGGACACGGAGGCCGAGAUGGCGACGGACACCCCACUGCCGCCGGAGAGCACAUCGCGGGAGCGCUUGUGGCGCGCCUUCGAGAACCCCCACACAAGCACCAUGGCGCUCGUUUUCUACUACGUCACAGGUUUCUUCAUCGCCGUCUCGGUCAUCGCGAACGUGGUGGAAACUGUCCCCUGCCGACCCCUCAAAGGCAGCAAGAAAGACUUGCCUUGUGGCGAGAAGUACACGCUGGCGUUUUUCUGCAUGGACACGGCCUGCGUGCUCAUCUUCACGUUCGAGUACCUCAUGAGGCUUUUCGCCGCGCCCAGUCGCUGCAAGUUCAUGCGCUCGGUCAUGAGCGUGAUCGACGUCGUCGCCAUCAUGCCCUACUACAUCGGCCUGGUCAUGCCUGAGAACGAGGAUGUGAGUGGCGCGUUCGUCACAUUGAGGGUGUUCCGCGUCUUCCGGAUCUUCAAGUUCUCGCGUCACUCUCAGGGCCUGCGGAUCCUCGGGUAUACUCUGAAGAGCUGCGCUUCUGAGUUGGGCUUCCUCCUGUUUUCCCUCACCAUGGCCAUCAUCAUAUUUGCCACCGUCAUGUUCUACGCCGAGAAAGGCACCAAGGGAACCAACUUCACCAGCAUCCCAGCAUCCUUCUGGUACACCAUAGUCACCAUGACAACUCUUGGGUAUGGAGACAUGGUUCCAAACACCAUCGCUGGAAAGAUCUUCGGCUCAAUCUGCUCUCUUAGUGGCGUGCUGGUUAUCGCCCUCCCUGUACCCGUCAUUGUGUCGAACUUCAGCCGGAUCUACCAUCAGAACCAGAGAGCUGACAAGAUGAGAGCGCAGCAGAAAGUGCGACAGGCAAGGAUUCGCAUGGCCAAGAAGGGAACCACCAAUGCCUUCCUACAAUACAAAGAAGAAGGGGAUUCCAGCACUCUGUGUCUGAAGAACAGAUCUUCCUUUGAGCACCAACAUCAUCACCUGCUACAUUGUCUGGAAAAGACAACCAACCAUGAGUUCACAGACGAGCUGACGUUCAGUGAGAUGUGCAUGACCGAGUCUGUGGGUUACCGCACCAGCCGCAGCACCUCCAUCUCCAGCCAGCAGGGGUUGUCGACGUCCUGCUGCCCCCGCAGAGCUAAGAGAAGAGCCAUCCGCCUCGCCAACUCCACCGUGUCCGUCAGCCGGGGCAGCGUGCAGGAGCUGGACACUCUACAAGUGCACAAAACAUAUGUUGGACCCCAAAGCCGCUCCAGUCUGAACGCCCGGACGGAAGACCUGAAGCUCAACUGUGAGGAUAGAGAUUUCACCGCGGCUAUCAUCAGUAUACCCACCCCUCCUGCCAACACCCCCGACGAGAGUCUGCCGCCCUCUCCUGCCAUUCCUGGAAUCUUACGCAACUCCCGCUGUUCCUUCACCCACGAGACAGUGAAGAUCUCCUCCUUAUAACCGCCACAAGCACACAAGCACCCUCUACCGCACAACAGAAAGCAAGUGAUGGGGGAAAGAGCGCUUCUCCUAGGAAAAGACACGUAACAUAUCUGCUUCAUUCCAAAUCGACAGUUCGACGCAGACUCGCAUGAGCUGACGUGCUUUUUUUGUGACCCUGUUGUACAUCGGAGGACCGCAGACCGAUCGGACGCGCUUGUUCGGGGGACAAACUCAAUCCGAUGCAUUUUACAAUGAUAAAUCAGCAGUCAUAGUGGCACAGAAGGCCUUUUACUUUUAAAGAUAUGCAAUGUUUCAACAAGCAGGAAUUAUGCCUAUAUACGUACAUCCACUGCGUAAUACAGUUGCAGGAGAGAUUACAAAAGGUGGGAAUGAUCUUUGCAGGGAAAAAAAAAAAAAAAAAUGAUGGCCGAUAUAGAGGAGGUGGUGUAUAUGUAUCAAUAUUUGUAUCAUAUUGACCUCUUUAGAUCACAUG